AUGUCGGCGCUAACAGGAACUGUGAGGAUCCUACCUGUGAAGUCAUAUGUCUUGCAUGAAAAAUACAAUGGUGUUCUGAACGAUGGGUAUGACAUCGCCCUCAUUGAGCUAUCACGGAGUGCUGAGCUGACAACUUGGGUCCAGCCUGCCUGCCUUCCCUCUGCAGGCUACAUCACGCCCAAUGGGACAGAAUGCUACGUCACUGGCUGGGGCUUCAUCUCCACCAGUGGGCCAGCCUCAGACACUCUACUGGAGGGGCUGCUGUGUGUGUUGGACCAUGAGCACUGCUCUCAGCCAGACUAUUGGGGUGACAAUGUGAACAAACGCCAGUUGUGUGCUGGCGAAUGCGGAUCCUCUGCCUGCCUGGGUGACUCUGGAGGACCUCUCAACUGCCCCGGAGUGAAUACUGUGUGGGAGGUCCAUGGCAUAGUCAGCUUUGGUUCCGCUCGAGGCUGCAAUUACCCCAAGGAGCCCACGGUGUUCACCCGUGUGUCGUGUUUCAUUGACUGGAUUGAGGAGGUGAGGACUGGGCAGCUGGGAGGGCUAUACUGA
Messenger RNA from Ochotona princeps (American pika), 552 nucleotides. Its product is annotated as chymotrypsin-like elastase family member 3B. The coding region runs from base 1 to 552 and encodes 183 amino acids. The record is from RefSeq and is a predicted model, not a curated record. Gene Ontology annotation, biological process: proteolysis. NCBI's taxonomy places the organism in Eukaryota, Metazoa, Chordata, Mammalia, Lagomorpha, Ochotonidae. The transcript is spliced from 4 exons. Gene Ontology annotation, molecular function: serine-type endopeptidase activity.